GUUAAUUUUGAUUAUUUUCUCUUAACAGGAACUGGAAGAGGCAUUGUUAUUAAUACAGGUGAUAGAACAGUAAUGGGUCGUAUUGCAAACUUAGCUUCUGGACUCGAGAUGGGAGAUACUCCUAUUGCUAGAGAAAUAGCUCAUUUUAUUCAUUUGAUUACUGGUGUUGCAGUCUUCCUUGGUGUUUCGUUCUUUGUAAUUGCUUUUAUUUUAGGUUAUCAUUGGCUAGAUGCCGUAAUAUUCUUAAUUGGAAUUAUUGUGGCUAAUGUGCCUGAAGGGUUGUUGGCAACAGUAACAGUGUGUUUGACAUUAACAGCAAAGCGUAUGGCUUCUAAAAACUGUUUGGUAAAAAAUUUAGAAGCUGUAGAAACAUUAGGGUCAACAUCUACUAUAUGUUCAGAUAAAACUGGUACUUUAACUCAAAAUAGAAUGACUGUUGCACAUAUGUGGUUUGAUAAUCAAAUUAUUGAAGCAGAUACAACAGAAGAUCAAUCAGGGGUGCAAUAUGAUAAAACUUCUUUAGGAUGGAAGGCUUUAUCACGUGUAUGCUGUUUAUGCAGCAGAGCAGAAUUUAAGCCUGGGCAAGAAAACAUUCCUGUUCUAAAGAGAGAAUGUACAGGCGAUGCUUCUGAAUCUGCAAUUUUAAAAUGUAUGGAAUUAGCUACAGGAAAUGUUGUAGCUUACCGUCAACGUAACCAUAAAGUCUGUGAAAUUCCUUUUAAUUCAACAAAUAAAUAUCAUGUGACAAUACAUGAAACAGACGAUCCUAAUAAUCCUAGCUACUUACUAUGUAUGAAAGGUGCUCCAGAAAGAAUUUUAGAAAGAUGUUCUACAAUAUUUAUUGGUGGAAAGGAAAUACCACUUGAUGAUGAAAUGAAAGCAGCAUUUAAUGAUGCAUAUUUAGAAUUAGGUGGAAUGGGUGAGCGUGUUAUUGGUUUUUGUGAUUUUGAGUUGCCUCCUGAUAAGUAUCCACCUGGAUAUCCUUUUGAUUCGGAUGAACAAAAUUUUCCAUUAAAAGAUUUAAGGUUUGUGGGAUUGGUUGCUAUGAUAGAUCCACCUCGUGCUGCUGUCCCUGAUGCAGUGGCUAAGUGUCGUAGUGCAGGUAUUAAGGUAAUUAUGGUGACAGGGGAUCAUCCUAUUACAGCUAAAGCAAUUGCUAAAUCAGUUGGUAUAAUUUCUGAAGGAAAUGAAACAAUAGAAGAUAUUGCAGAAAGAUUAGAUAUCCCAGUAGAAAAUGUUAAUCCAAGAGAUGCUAUGGCAGCAGUUGUGCAUGGCGGUCAACUUAGAGAUAUGUCACCGGAACAAAUGGAUGAUCUUCUAAGAUAUCACACUGAAAUUGUGUUUGCUCGAACAUCUCCCCAGCAAAAAUUAAUUAUAGUAGAAGGUUGCCAAAAAUUAGGUGCUAUUGUUGCAGUAACAGGAGAUGGUGUCAAUGAUUCUCCUGCUUUAAAGAAAGCUGAUAUUGGUGUGGCAAUGGGUAUUGCAGGAAGUGAUGUUAGUAAACAAGCAGCUGACAUGAUUUUAUUAGAUGACAAUUUUGCAUCUAUUGUUACAGGAGUUGAAGAAGGAAGGCUUAUUUUUGAUAAUUUGAAAAAGUCUAUUGCUUAUACUCUUACGAGCAACAUCCCCGAGAUUACUCCAUUUUUAUUAUUUAUAUUAGCAAAUAUUCCUUUGCCAUUAGGAACUGUUACUAUUUUAUGUAUUGAUUUAGGCACUGAUAUGGUUCCUGCAAUUUCUCUAGCCUAUGAAAAACCAGAAAGUGAUAUCAUGAAAAGACAGCCACGUGAUCCCUUAAAAGAUAAACUAGUAAAUGAAAGAUUAAUAUCUAUAGCUUAUGGUCAAAUUGGCAUGAUGCAAGCAGCAGCAGGAUUUUUUGUUUAUUUUGUCAUCAUGGCUGAAAAUGGCUUUUGGGCUUCAACUCUUUUUGGAAUUCGUAAAUAUUGGGAUUCGAAAGCUGUUAAUGAUCUUAGAGAUUCAUAUAAUCAAGAAUGGACUUACAAAGACAGAAAAAUCUUAGAAUAUACCUGUCAUACAGCUUUCUUUGCAUCUAUUGUUGUAGUCCAGUGGGCAGAUUUAAUAAUUUGUAAAACACGAAGAAAUUCUGUAUUUCAUCAAGGGAUGACAAAUUAUGUCCUGAACUUUGGUUUAAUAUUUGAAACAGCAUUAGCAGCCUUUUUAUCAUAUUGUCCUGGAAUGGAUAAAGGAUUAAAAAUGUACCCAUUAAAGAUCAACUGGUGGCUGCCAGCACUGCCAUUUUCUUUGCUCAUUUUUGUGUAUGAUGAAAUUCGUCGAUUUAUUUUGCGUCGUCAACCUGGAGGAUGGGUAGAGCAUGAAACAUAUUACUGAGGAUGGCAUUAUUCGACAUUCUCUUUCGGACUUUUAAUCAUGGGACUAUCAUUCCACAAUCAUCACUCUGUUCAACAUGCAUAUACCUUCCAUUAGUUGUAUAACAUAUAGAGAUGAAAAGAGUAGGAGAAUCCAUUCUGCCUAUGCCCUGUGUCCUACAGCACUACUAAAGAGGAGAGAGCUCCUUUUAGCAACACAGGGUUGAAAUCACUUAGGUAAUAAUCAAAUA
Messenger RNA from Centruroides sculpturatus (bark scorpion), 2575 nucleotides. RefSeq names its product sodium/potassium-transporting ATPase subunit alpha-like. Gene Ontology annotation, biological process: potassium ion import across plasma membrane; intracellular sodium ion homeostasis; proton transmembrane transport. Gene Ontology annotation, molecular function: ATP binding; P-type sodium:potassium-exchanging transporter activity; ATP hydrolysis activity. Gene Ontology annotation, cellular component: membrane. Lineage: Eukaryota; Metazoa; Arthropoda; Arachnida; Scorpiones; Buthidae. The transcript has 15 exons. The record is from RefSeq and is a predicted model, not a curated record. Bases 73 to 2346 code for a protein of 757 amino acids.